AACUAAAGAUUUUGUAAAAAUCGAUAAAUGGGCUACAUCUUUAUAAAAGUGUUAAAACAGAAACCACGGAAAAGAAAUUUGUGCUGUGGUAAAAAAAAGUUUUUACUGUGUAAACUAUACAAAAACGCAUAAAGCAAAUUUCUUUUGCAAAGAAAUUUCAAUAUGGAUUUGUAAACUACAAGAAGUUGCAAGUCCACAAUAGCAAGUUAAAGCAGGCAAUCUCGAAAAGUUUUUUGCAUCUGAAGAGCGCUGUUGCGACCACAAUUGGCUGCCCGUCGAAACGCAUAUAGCGCUGCUACGCUCACCGGCUUUGCUGCAUGCUACUAUACGACUUGUAAACUAAAAUGAGUUCCGCCAUUGGAAAGCCUGCGGUUGCAACAACGACCACUACAGCUGCUCAGUUGCUCAGCUCUGCGCCCAGUGCAGCUGAGAAAAAUAAGCAAUGGCAGCGAGAACUGCUUAUGGAGCGUAUACGUUCGCGAUCCAAUCAACACAAAUCAUUUGCUGAAUUAUCAAAAGCCAUGCGUAUGUCCAUGCUAGAAAAACGAUAUGCCCUCGACGCUGUGGAAAAGGCUAAUUUGCAAAAAUGUCUCGAUAGCAUGCAGCAUUGCAUUAAAGUAACAUCAAGACAGGGUCUAGUUGAACGCCUCGAAAGCUUAUCACGACAGUUGGGGCUUAAAUUCAUGGAAGACACUUCAGGAUUAUUUAUUUCGACUGAUAUGUUCUUUUUGGAAAUCAUGUUAGAUACGAAUGGCGCACUCACCGAUGUGAAAGUGCAUCAUGAGUGUAAAAUUGAGCAGCAGUCGUGCAGUGAGUUAGUGAACUGUUUAAAUCGUGGUGACUUUGCUGAUUUUACGGUGCAACUGGAGGGUCUGUCCUCGAUCUAUCAAUUGAAUGCGGAACCAAAAGUCAAAACAAAGGCCUUUGUUGCAUUGCAAGCGAUGGAAACAGAUUUGUAUAAUCUUUUUCAAAUGCAAAACUUCACAAAAGACUCACAGCAUCUGGUCAAGGCAUCCUCAGUGGGUUUGGUGUUGAAGAGGCGUGGUGGUCAUCCCAUGAAACUCAUAUAUUUCGUCUCACCUUACGAUCUCAUAUCGCUGGAGUCUAAAUCAGUACAACAGCUCACCACUGAAUUGAUUACAGGCAAAGAUGUCGGCCUAAGUGUGACAGUGAAUUUGGAGGCCUCGUCAGCGAAUAAGUUACAAAUAUUGCCAAUUGUGAGCGUUACAAACGAUCCACAGACUGGUCUCGAAGUACCUAUAUAUGCGCCACUGACACAACAAAACUCAAUGCUUUUCCCUGCAACAUUUGUGCUGCGGCUAAAUAAACCACUACCAGUAUGUCAUGCUUCUUUGAGAGCACUAGGGAUCCCGUUGGGUGUUGCUUCAGAUACCACCAGUGGCAUUGAAUCGCCCAACAAAAAGGAAAUUGUUAUUUUACCCAUUAUGAAUUUGGUGGUACAGACGGCCUCCGAGCAACAGCUGAAAAAUUCGCAGAAGGGAUUGUUUGUGAAUUUGCCUGAUCAGACACACUGCUAUUUCUUCACUGAAAACAAACAAUUGCAGGCUACUUUAGUUUCAUCCAUUCCCUAUACCGAGCCCAUGCAAGUACCAAAAAUCUUAGAUUUUCUCAAACGGCAAGCCCUCUUCUAUACGCUUCUGGCUAGUUGUGUGCGUACACAGUCAAAAAUGGGAAAUGACAUGGAAUCCACUACAAUACUCGAGGUGAAUGCAAUCUCCUUCCAGCAGAUUAGCGUCUCGCUACAACACCCUUACGAGGAAUCUAUGGCUACCGUUGAGUUCGAUUUGCGCGAUGGCGAUGUAAAGUGUACAAUAUACUCACUCACUAACAACUACGACUUGCUGUCAUUGAAACUCACGAAGAUUGUGGAAAAGUGCUUGUCCAUACCGGUGACUAUACGUGCGCUACUAAAGUUCUGGGAUCAAGAAACGAUGAAAAUGUUUCAACGCAGCAUGGGCGGUGGCGUCGGGGGUGGAAUAGGCGGUUUGGGUGGCACGGGCGCUUGCGGUGGUACAGCCGCUGGUGGUUAUGGAAAUUUUAGUAUGGUUGUAGGACACAGCGACUCGGGCGGUGUUAGUGGAGUGCGGGGCGGUAAUGCCGUGAAAAUGGAACCUAAUACGAGGCAGCAGCAAAUGCCUACUAUGGCUUCUGCAUCGACACCAUUAAGUGGUGGUGGUGGUGGCGCAGCUUGUAGCAAUGCUGCUGGCGUUGCAGGCUUUCUGCAAUAUAAAACUGAAGUAAAGCAAGAGGAUUUUCAUGACAGCCCAAAGAGUCAAAUGCAAAAUAGCUUAGCGCUGCAUGCUGUGGAGAGCAGCUCUUUGGGCGGCUUACACCACUUGCAGCAAUCUCAGUUGCAGCUGCAACAUCAACAACAAGCAACGUUGCAUGACCAAAUAGGUGCCGGUAAGCAAUCUGAGAUAGAAAUCGCAGAUAAGUACAAGAACAUUUGGAUGGAUAAGACGACGAACCUAAAGAACUGCGUUAGCAUAACACCGAUUUCGCCGGAUAGUAAUAGUAGAGGCGCACAGCAACAGCAGCAGGGUGUCGACGUAAAACGCGCAGUAGGCAUUGAAAUCAUACCUUUAACGACACAAGGGAGUGCUGCAAAUGGCGGGAAUGGCAGUGGCGGUACUGCAACACUCUCUAGCGCUCCAACUAUACCCCAAUCCGCCGUUAACACCUCAUCCACCAUUACUAUAACGCCCAUAAAUGCUGUUGGCAGCAACAGCAUUGCUGGAAAAGAUAAGAAAUCCAACAGCGGUACCUCCGUAGUUUGCGCUAGCGGCUUAACCUCAAGCACCGGAAUGUCGGCGAUCGCCACCAACAAACGCCAAUUGGAUGGACCAUCCCCCACCGAUUCGCAAAAGGAGAAGAAGCGCAAAAAGAAGCGUGACGAUUCGCCGAUGGGACCGCCAGAAAAAGUGUAUUCGCGACAAAACUCACCGGCUGCCACUAGCGACGCCACCGCAACAGUAGUGGCGCGUAAAUUUUCAUCGCCUUCCUCUUCACCCAAAGGUGGCAGUGGCGGUGGCAUGUUAGGUAGUGGCAGUGCAGCUGCCACCCUGGUAGCUGCCGGCAAUGCUGCCUUGCUCUCCACACGCCCCAGCCCGAAACAUUCGCCCGUCUAUAGCAGUCCGAAGCACACAAAUACCGCAUCGAAUAGCCCGAAGUCACCAUUCGGCACACACUCACCGAAGCAUGGUUCAUCAGGCAAGCCAAGUAUGUCCACACUAAAAAGUGCCACUGCAACCAGUCUAAGUCCGAAAGGUGACAAAAGCGGUUGUGGCAGCGGCAGUAGCUUAGUUGGCUCUGCAGUAGGACUUUCAGCGGCAGCUGCGGCAGGUGUAGCGGCCGCAAAUGCAGUGAAGUCUGCUAUGGGCGUUGGCGUGGGCGUGGUGGGGAUGCAACAGAUGAAGACAAUGAAUCAUUUAUCUGCUCCAACGGGCAUGAAUGCCGCCUCCGGUGUCUAUGGCGGAGUUUCGAAUAUGACUGGCAAUGUGAGUGGCAGCAGUGGUGUUGGUGUUGGCGGUGGUGUCGGCCCGUUGAUGGGCGGUAAUGGGACGGGGAGCAGCAUGGAUAUUAAUACGGCAGCAUCUCAGGCGGCAGCUAUGCGCAAAGUAGUCGGUGGCGCGGUUAGUUCGAUGGUGUCAAUGACAUCAGUCGAACCAACAACAGCAACACAAGCGGUCCCGGCAGUGGCGCCACACUCGCCGCUGGCCAUUGGCAGCAGUGAGUCCAAAGUUUGCGAAGAACAGGCCGAGUCAACACUGCAGCAAUCCAGUUCUUCUGAAUAUAUGGUGAAGACGAGUCAAGAGGGCUUAAAGCUCACUAUCAACAAGACAAGCAGCGGUGGUGGCAAAUCUAGCAUAGGUGGCAGUAGUAGCAACACUAACAACAGCGGUUGCAAUAGCAGUCUGGGUGGUGGCAUUUCAGCAGGCAGCAGCACUACUACGUCUUCUUCUGAAACAGCCGCAACGAAGGGUGCCAAAUCAAGCAGCGUCACUAGCGCUACAAAUGCAACUGGCAAGAAACAACACACUGGCCUCAAACCAGGCGUCAAUAGCGGCCCGGCCUCAAAAAAGUUGUUGGCAGCAAAGUCGCCUUUCAAGAAAAGUGCCACCACCACUAAACAUCCAUUCCAGAAGUCCAAUUCUUCAGGCAGCUUAUCAACAAAAUCGUCCAGCACCGCAGUGGUUGGUGGUAGCGGUUUGACAAAGAGUUUUAGCACAAAUUCAUUUGGGGAUUUGGUUGGCAGCACCAGUGGGUCUUCACGAAAAUCGAUGAAAAAGUCUGCCAGCGGCGCUUAUAGUAGCACAACACCAACCGUCACACAGCAAGUGACGCGCAUGGAUCAUCAGGCGGAUAUGUUGAAAAUAUUACAGUUUGCCUCACCUGCAAUGGCAGCCAAUAUGGAGGGCUUCAUGAAGGGACUUAACAGCAAAUUUCAAAUACCUAAACUUUCGCAACGCGGCACAAACACAAACACAGCCGCAAACGGCACACAAUCGGCACCCACGACACCCACUGUGCUGUCGCCAACGUUAAGCGCUGCUGCUGGCUUAGCAGACAGUAGGGGUGGUGUUAGUAACACAAUCAGUACAAAGGGUAAUAACCAUGUCAAUGAAGCCCUACAACAGCCACCAGCGCAAAAUCAGCUUAACAAUUCGGCCUCUACUAUGCGCUCGUCUCCGUUACAUUAUUACGGCACAUCGUCAUCGCCACCAAUUGGUUUCCAACAAACUGCUGCUAACGCUAUGCAAUCGAAUGCAAAUUACUACUCACAACAAAAAACAGAAGGUAUGCAAGCAAUGCAAUCACGGCAAUACACCCCCGCAAAUCAUCAUCGCCAGCUACAGCAGCAGCAGCAGCAACAGCAUUUCCACCAACAACAAUCACACUAUCAACCGCAAGCGCCAGAACAGCCGACAGUGACGGUUGAUUAUCAUCAAGUAAGCGCUGUCGGUCGCGCGCGCACUCAAAUUGGGGAGGAGACAGCGUUUAGAUCCAGCGAUGCUGCUGCUGCCGCUGCCGCUGCGGCGUCGACUGGACUCGCCGGUAAAUGACAUACAUUGCUAAUUUUCGUCCUAUACAUACAUAUAUUUAUAUUCGAUAAGUAUUUAAGUUUAAUAUUGUCCUAAUAAUUUUUUAUGUUGGGGGGCAGGUUGAAGCUACUAGAAAGCAAAUCCGUUGGUAUUUUUAAGUUUCGCGCAUUUCUGAUUUAUAAAA
Molecule: messenger RNA, 5247 nt
Organism: Rhagoletis zephyria (snowberry fruit fly)
Lineage: Eukaryota; Metazoa; Arthropoda; Insecta; Diptera; Tephritidae
Gene: MED1
Product: Mediator complex subunit 1
Biological process (GO): regulation of transcription by RNA polymerase II
Cellular component (GO): mediator complex
Molecular function (GO): transcription coregulator activity
Source: RefSeq, a predicted model, not a curated record